Messenger RNA from Cynoglossus semilaevis (tongue sole), 1002 nucleotides. Its product is annotated as solute carrier family 2, facilitated glucose transporter member 8-like. The record is from RefSeq and is a predicted model, not a curated record. NCBI's taxonomy places the organism in Eukaryota, Metazoa, Chordata, Actinopteri, Pleuronectiformes, Cynoglossidae. The coding region runs from base 465 to 731 and encodes 88 amino acids. The transcript has 2 exons.
UACUUUAAGGUAAAUCAUUUCAGAUUAAAACAUGUUGACGUUAAAUAGUUAAAAUCGACUAGCAAUUAUCGAAACAAAUUUCAUUCCGUUUUUGAAGUAACAUGUUUAAAGUCAUUCCGUUUUAAUUUUUUCAAAGUAACUUGCCGAGUGUAAAUGAACGAAACCAUUAUUUUUACGGUUAACGGCUACAGUUGGUGCUUUAUUUUGAAACAACAUACCCGGAAACUAGAAAACUCACAGGUCAGGUGACGUGAUUGUUGACAAAGGACAAAUGAGUUGACCAGUGCGGGAAACGCUGGUCACAUCAGGUCCUUGACUGUCAGACCGUGCGGUUCUGGUCGGUUUUUCUGCGCUAACCAACAGAAGCUAAUGUUGUCUUGUUGUUUUGUUAGCGAACCAGUCUGUCGUUCGUGACAAAUGCAAACACAUUGAACGUGGAAGUAAAUAUUUUUGUGCCACCGUUGAUGGACCCUUACAGCGAGAGGAGACGGCUGCUGGACGCGGACGAUGCCGGAGCAGACGACCCAACAGGAGUGCUGUCGGAGCAGGACUCGUACCUGAGUAAAGUGAAGAACAGGAACUUGUACCUGGCGACCUUUGCAUCGGUUCUGGGUCCCAUGAGCUUCGGCUUCGUGCUGGGCUUCAGCUCCCCGACCCUCCCUGAGCUCACCCACAGCCCUGACCCGCGGCUGCAGCUGGACGACAUCCAGGCCUCCUGGUUUGGGGUAUGAUGAUUCAAUUUCACGUGCCAUCGCCGCUAUGUGUUCUCUCCAGAGCCGUGCUGACUCCAGUCAAGCCUAAAAAAGGGAAACGUGGAACUUAAUUUAAACAAAAUAAAAAAUUUGUACGAGAGAAUUGUCAAAAAUUUGAACCAAAAUCAGAUUUUUUUUUAAAUUGAUGCCAUAGAAAAAAUUCUGCUCCUAAUUCAAAAAGAAUGCUACACUAUAAGAAAUAAAAACUAGUUUAGAUAAUGUUAUUAUAAAUAUUAUAAAACAUGAGAAA